Molecule: messenger RNA, 3255 nt
Organism: Mycosarcoma maydis (corn smut)
Lineage: Eukaryota; Fungi; Basidiomycota; Ustilaginomycetes; Ustilaginales
Exons: 1
Coding region: 1-3255 (1084 amino acids)
Biological process (GO): positive regulation of DNA-templated transcription
Cellular component (GO): Set1C/COMPASS complex
Source: RefSeq, a predicted model, not a curated record
AUGACCAGCGCCCUCUCGCCCUCCAUGGUCAACGUUCAGGCGCCCUUUGCAGAUGCCGGUCAUCUCAAAGCCACUCGACUCAACUCCAAGUCUCGCACCUCCUCGCCCUCGCCUACAAAAAAGCAGCGACACUCGUCCUCGCCCAAGAAAACUACGAUGCUUUCCAAAGCACCGACCUCACUCAAGCGUACCUCGAGCACCGCUAGCAUCAUGGACACCAUCAUGAACUCGAGAGCCGCUAUCGACCACGAUGCAACCCCCGUCUACGAUCUCGGUCUGCCAUCCGAAAAUCUUGACGUCCCCCAACUCUCCCGUUCGUCGCCCUUUGCUUCAUCGUCCCAAACCACGCUUGCCGACCUCGAAAGCAGCGUCACCGCCAAGGUGCUGUCCACUCCUCGUCGCGGCAAGCGGGUUGGCAAUGUUGACAUGGGCUGGCAAUCGCCCUUGGCGGACCGCACUCCUACAGCUGCUUCUUUCGCGGCCGCCGCUGCUGCUCCCCACACGCUGCCCAAGCUGCAAGCACGCUUGUCUCGCCCUUCCACAAGCUCCACCCCCAACGCUUCGCCUACCAAGCGCAAAGCCUCGACUGCCUUUGCAUCCGAGCUUCGCACUUCGCAGCGCAGCCUCGUCGACACCGCCGGACGAGCCUCGGCUGCCAUGAUCAGCUCAGUGCCCCUCUUGGAGGAUCGCAUCAACAGCUCGCCUGGGUUUUCGCCCCGCUUUGUAUCCGAACCUGUCAUGACCGGACUCGCUUCAGCAGAGACACGUGACCCUUUCUCAGCUUUCAUCAACGACAGUUCUCCCGUCCUCGUCCAAUCCGCAAAGCUCGUUCCCAUCGAGGUGCAGGGCCUAGGCAGAGUGGCCGUUCAUCGCGAUCUUGCUCAACAGAUCUCGGACCACCCCCCGACUCCCACCCACUUUGCAACCAGGCGGUUUUCAAGUUUCUCAGAUCGCGAUGUCGCGUUCCUUCGAGGUUCCGACUCGGAAGACUCGGCAGCCAGAAGCGAAAACAGCUCGUCUACCCUCCCCACCUCGGCUGGCACACCUUCUCUGUCGGGCGUAUCUCCUAGCUUUUCCUUGUCAUCGCAAUUCCCCGCAUCAGAGCCUGCCUCGCCUGUCAAGAACAUGCCGUCCCAAUCGAAUCGCCACUCGGACGACAAUUGUCUCGAAGCUCAGAAAAAUUGGACGGCUCUCAUCCGAAUCGAUUCUGUCGACGACACCAAGCAACAUCAUGUCAAACACCAUCGCCCACAACUCGGCGGCAGCAGCGCCGCCAGUAGCCACACCCUCUCGAGUCUGCCCACGCUCGAUUGGCCCGACUGCCCAAGCGGACCCUGGUCCGCUGCUGGCCGCCACAUUGACCAACUCAAGCAGAAACGCCGCCAGGACCUCCAACGUUGGCUCCAAGCCGAAUCCAGCGACGAGGCCGAAGCUGAAUCCAAGGAACCUUCCAGCGCAGCCUACCGCCAUCACCCCAUGGUUGCCAAGGCAUUGCUCGACCGUGCUCGCAAGCAACGCCACGCUCAGCUCUCGGCCGUCGCCGUCGCCGUUGCCGUCGCCAGCAGCGCACGCACCCCUUCCAAGCGAGGAAGAAAGCCCAAACAGCUGCCGCCUGCCGCCGCCACGCCCGUCAGACGCCGUGGUCGCAAGCCCAAAGCGUCGUCGGCUUCAGUCGCUAGCUCAUCGCGCAAAUCGGUGGCGACCGGCGCUUCGUUGGCGCGAUCCAAUGCCAGCGCCACCUUGGGCUGCAAGUGUGGCAUCGACGACAACACGAUCGUCAUGGUGCAGUGCGACGGAUGCAGGCAAUGGCUUCAUCUGCCAUGCGUUGGCAUUAACACGGUCACCGAUCUGGAUGACGAGUGGUUCUGCGAUGAUUGCUGCGAAGCUGCACUUACUGAGCACUUGUCGCCCGCCUCGUCCAUGCCCAACUCGGUCUCUUCGUACGCCCACCUCAGCACGCCCGAAGCGCUCGAGGCGGUUCUCUCGGGUCAAGAACCUGUCUUCACCCUCCCCAGCGGUACUCCCAUCCACCGCCACGGUGUUGCCGUCUCGUCGUCAAUCGCCCUGGCUCCCAGUCCGCCUAUGUUGUCCGUCGGCCAUCAUGGUGCACGAGGCACUGUCAAGCGCCAAGGCCAGGGUCGUUCGCGCGCCGAACGUGUCGGUUGGAGGGCGUACGAGCCCGGAUCGCCACUGGCGCGCAAGAGCACCACCGCCUCUUCUGGUGUUCGACCGGUCGUGCCAGAAACUCCCUCCAGUUCGAGCCAAGCCACCGCCGACUUGACAGACGCCAGCACCACCCCUAGCCUGCUCGCUGGCUUCUCGCGAGCCGACUGGGAACCUACCCGCGCCACCCAGCGCUGCGAUCGCCCAACCACCCCACCUCGUAUGGUUGGGGUCAGCACGCCUAGCCGACACGCAUCGGGACGCAAGCCAAGUCACUCGGGCCCCCUCUCGCUCGGUCUCGGAGACGAUGACGGCGUGCACGCAGAUGUCUUUUCGACGCCAUCCCGAUUGGCAUCGGGCAGCUCGUGGGCAUACCGAGCAGGUGCGCAACCUUUGGGCAGCCAGACACCUUCGCGAUCCGGGCCGCGCCACCAGCGUGUCGACUCGUUCAGUGGUGGACUGCUCUCGACUCCUGGUCGCGAUUUCCUCUCGGGCGCAUUUGGCACCGAACCGUCCACGAGCAUGCCCAGCCUGGUCUACAGCAGUGGCUAUGUUGACAACUUUGAAGACCAUCUUGGCAGCGAAGCGUUCUACAGCGGCAGCAACAGCCGAGCCUGGCAACUGCAAUCGCCCACCUCGAGCACACGCGCCGUGCGUGCGCGUCAAGCAUCUGGCUUCGGCACGCCCUGGUCAAGCUCGCUCCUCAAGACGCCCGAAUUGCAGCCGCGGCAAGCCACCACCUCGUCGAUGCGUGGCAGAUUUGAUGGCGGCGACGACUUCCCACCGUCGUCUUCUCCGUUCCCGCGCACGCCGACUUUUGACAUGAGCAGCCCUCGCUUCAUGGGACAUGCCGGCUCGCACGCCUACGCCGCACACGAGCGUCAACCGAGUCACCUUGGUCUCGGUCUGCCGUCCACUAGCUCUUCAGCACGCCUACACAAGGCGCUCGGCGCUGACCUCAAGCCAAACACCAGAGACUCGCGCUCCUUUAGCUCGUCGAGCACCAAUACUAAGAAUCGUCAGGUUUCCACAGACGUUCCGAUGGGCUUGGGAAUCGGGUUGGAUCUCGAUGAUGUGCUCGACUGGUCUUAA